Molecule: messenger RNA, 474 nt
Organism: Suillus clintonianus
Lineage: Eukaryota; Fungi; Basidiomycota; Agaricomycetes; Boletales; Suillaceae
Exons: 2
Source: RefSeq, a predicted model, not a curated record
AUCCGGCGUCUCCUCAAAGAUACCUUCAGUAUAUCUCAAGACGCAGAUUUUAUUGUGCACCAGCCGGCGGAUCGUGAAGAUGUGUACUCGUACGAGUACGAAGAUGGCCCAGGCCCCAACACCCAGAAUCUGGCCUUUGAUCUCAAAAACGGAUUUAACACCCCCUGGAAUGCGAAAAUUCUCGAUAUUCUCCUUGAAGAAUUGAAAAAGAGGAGUGUAGAAGAGGAGUGGCCGUUCCGGAGGUCGGAUGCCUAUUAUAAGGCAAUACUCGAAGAUCGCUACAAGCGGAUGCGGAUGGUCUGGAGAGCAGCCCAACCAAAGACGCUGGGAGACGGGGGUAUGAGUUCAGAAGAAAGUGAUAUCGAAAACGACGUCGAAUGUGUGCUCCGGGUCAAGAACAUGGCAUGGCGUCGCGGGAUAGAGCGAGAACUGAAUAUCAUCGAUAAUCAGAGAGUCUUGGAUGAUGAAAUUUUC